This is a messenger RNA of Poecilia latipinna (sailfin molly), 534 nucleotides long. RefSeq names its product fatty acid binding protein 10a, liver basic (gene fabp10a). The transcript is spliced from 4 exons. Lineage: Eukaryota; Metazoa; Chordata; Actinopteri; Cyprinodontiformes; Poeciliidae. The coding region runs from base 99 to 479 and encodes 126 amino acids. The record is from RefSeq and is a predicted model, not a curated record. Gene Ontology annotation, molecular function: lipid binding.
AAUUCGAGUUCGUUUUCUUCACAUUGUGUUGAGCUUUGCACAGCUGUCUCAGCUUCCAAAUACUUUUGGUGAAGGAGAACCCAGACUCUCUAGAAGACAUGGAUCUCAACGGAACAUGGCAGGUGUACUCCCAGGAAAACUACGAAGAGUUCCUCCGAGCCAUGGAACUCCCAGAAGAUGUCAUCAAGAUGGCCAAAGACAUCAAACCGAUUACUGAGAUUAAGCAGACGGGCAAUGACUUUGUCAUCACCUCCAAGACGCCUGGAAAGACUGUGACAAACUCCUUCACCAUCGGGAAAGAAGCUGAAAUUACCACCAUGGAUGGCAAGAAGCUAAAGUGCGUUGUCAAUAUAGAGGGAGGAAAACUGGUCUGCAAAACUGGCAAAUUCAACCACACACAAGAGCUCAAAGGAGGAGAGAUGAUUGAGACUCUGACUGUGGGCUCAACGACUCUUGUCAGGAAGAGCAGAAAGAUUUAAACCUGACAGUGACAAAGAUACAAUGUCUAUUUAAAUAAAGAAAAAGUGUGCGUAA